Messenger RNA from Lithohypha guttulata, 2313 nucleotides. RefSeq lists its product as uncharacterized. Gene Ontology annotation, biological process: negative regulation of G2/M transition of mitotic cell cycle. Gene Ontology annotation, molecular function: protein binding. The transcript has a single exon. Gene Ontology annotation, cellular component: cell division site. NCBI's taxonomy places the organism in Eukaryota, Fungi, Ascomycota, Eurotiomycetes, Chaetothyriales, Trichomeriaceae. The record is from RefSeq and is a predicted model, not a curated record. Bases 1 to 2313 code for a protein of 770 amino acids.
AUGGAGCGGCCGAUGUACAUAGACUUAUCAGCGACAGGUUCGCGCGCCUUUGGUGCUGCUGGUACAGCACGUUCAGCCCACCCAUCACCUCGUAUUCAGCAUUUUGAUGGCGAGAUUCCUCCCCUUCUUUCACCACUCGAUGCCAUUGCCGCAGAGAGUCGACGUCUGGCGAAAGAAUUGGAGGCAACAAGGAUUGCAGGAGAACGGCGGAUGAGCAGAUUGCCACCAGCUGUGAUCACUAAAUCGCUUUCCCAACACCAGGCCAAUAGACCAGCAUGUUUUCGUUCUCUUUCAGCUCAGUCCGACGAGACUGUUCCUCCGAUUCCACAGAGGCAAGAUCUCCAGUCGUCAGGAUUUAAUCCAGAAUACAAUGAACCUCUACAGAGGCCAACGUCCUCGUAUCCACGAUUGGGUGCUAUUGCACCAAACGAAGAUCAUUCACACAACCAGGUAUUCAAGACUCCCCAGGAGCACCCUUCCACCUUACAUACUCAGGAUUACUUUGACUUGCAAAGGACAUCGUCACCUGAGCCCGUAAACGAACAGUUUAUUCGUCCUUCAGGCAUGCACCAAGCAUUAUCGAGCAUCCCUCAAACGACGUAUUCCAGUGGUUUAGUCCCUCCUUCUGCGCCAUUUACGAAGAGUAGACCAUAUCCCGAAAGUUCAGAUGACGACUAUACAAGCUCCAAUGCUGGAUCUACGUUUUCACAACCUCGGAAAUUGUCCAAUAGCAGUGGCAUGUCUUUCCCUGUCUCUCCAGCACUGCCUUCUCAGCACGAGCGGACCCCUUCGAACAGAUCAGAGAUUUCUGUUGCAAGCUUGACUAAAGCUAGAAAUCAGUUCAACUUUUCUCGGCCUAUGAGUCCAGCAACUAUGAAUCUGAAGGUCGACUCUCCAACUCGACCAGGUCAUUCGCUGGAGCGGAAAUCCUCGCACUUAUCGGAACAGGCCAGGAGCCUGACUUCUUUCGAAGACGACAGGUCUGUCUUGUCAGACGGAUCCAUUGUUUCAUCAGAUUCUCCGUACACGCAUAAUAAAUUUACUUUACCAAGGGGGAAGUUCUCCGAUAAAGCGGUACAGCGCGUUUCGCAACUAUUUUCUGAAUUAUCUGGUCCAACCCUCGAAUGGAAAGAACCGGUUUUUCCUGGUAUGCCUCUACCACAGUCUCCUGCCGACAAGGACGAUCCUCUGGUAAAUGGCUCUCCAUCUGCUAGGCUUGGUUUCCAUCCUGGUCGGUCAAGUGUCGAUCUCGUAAAGCCGAGCUAUGCGCAGCAGACCCCAAUGUCUGCCCGUACUGAUUUCGCAUUUGGAUUUGAACAGAACAAUUUUCGAGCUACGGAGCAACCUGAAAGAUCAUCUUCCUCAAGAUCCACACAGAUACCCGAUACCGCAGUUGCUGUAGUAGAACCACGGUCUAAAUCCCUACAUGACAGCUCUCCCACGAAUAAAUCAUUUAUGCCGACUUUGCCCACAAUACCUGGCUCGACCGUGGACGACAUGUCAUUAAGAUCGUCCAGACCUACUACUUCGACAGAGAGAUCAGCUAGCACUAUUAGGCCGACGACUGCACGAUCACAUAGCGACUAUCAGGCUCUGAGUGCAGACGAGCACGUUGAGAAAGCUAUAUCCCUGCACCAGAAUGGUAGCUUGAAGGAAUCGACGUAUCACCUGAGGAUAGCUGCAAAGCAGAACCACCCGACUGGAAUGCUGCUGUACGCUCUGGCGUGUCGGCACGGCUGGGGUAUGCGAGCAAACCCUCAGGAAGGUGUGGCACUGUUGCGCAAAGCUGUUGACAUUGGUAUGCUAGAGGUGGCCGAAGACGAGAAUGGUGCAAGUCCCUUGCCCAAGGCCGACUUCCAGGAGAAGAAAGCUCACCGUGCUCAAUUUGCAUUAGCUAUCUACGAGCUAGGAAUAAGUCACCUCAACGGAUGGGGAGUGGAGCAGGACAAAGCUCUAGCCCUUCGCUGUUUCGAGAUAGCGGGAACUUGGGGCGAUGUCGAUGCCAUGACAGAAGCAGGUUUCUGCUAUGCAGAGGGUGUCGGAUGCAAGAAAGACCUCAAACGAGCAGCCAAAUUCUACCGCCUAGCAGCCGACCAGGGUGUGAGUAUGAUUGGAAAUAGUUGGAUAUACAAGGAGAAAUACAACGAUAAUAAUGACGACAAAAUUACAAGGUCGAGAGGAUUGGCGAUCAAUGAAGGUGAAAAGAAGAAGCCACGGAGCAAAAGCAAGACGAGGAGUUUCUUUGGCAGGAAGAGGGCAAACACUCUCUCGGAAAAGGCUCCUGCAUCGCCAAAAAUGUCUAUUGAACAGUGA